UGCGUAUUCACUCUGUCGCAGUGCUCGGCUCGCAAUCCACUCUGCUGAGGGUCGCGCUGGAGCAAUCGGGGCUGCAGGAACAGGGUCUGCUGCUGCUGCUGCUGCUGCUGCUGCUGCUGCUGCUGCUGCUGCUGCAGGGCGGAGCGAGACGGGUCAACACAGGCGGUCGUUUCAGUCAUUGUGCGGCGCUGCUGCGUCACAUCAACCACCUCCAAGUCAUGGCAAGCAAACUCGCGGUCGGAAAGAGAGUGUGCAGUGAAAACACGCAGCAGAGGCACCUCGAGAAAAACUGAUGCUCAUUGUGCGACAUGGAAUUGCUCGUUCCUCGCUGAUCAAACAGAUGAUGCAUACUGGCUCGACAAGCUGACCCCCGAGCAAUUUCGCAUCUGUCGACAGAAGGGCACAGAGCGACCUUUCACUGGCGCGCUCUAUCACAACACCAAGCCUGGUGUCUAUUCCUGUGUUUGCUGCGGGCAGAUGCUCUUUGCGUCGAGCACAAAAUACGAUUCAGGCUCUGGCUGGCCGUCCUUCUUUGACGUGCUCAGCAAGGACGCCGUCAAUCUGAGCGAAGAUGGCGCGUUUGGGAUGCGUCGCAUUGAGGUAGAGUGCAGCUCUUGCGGUUCCCAUCUUGGCCACGUUUUUGAUGAUGGGCCUGCUCCGACAAGACUGCGCUACUGCAUCAACAGCGUCUCGCUCGGAUUCCGGCCCUCGCCUUAA
This is a messenger RNA of Capsaspora owczarzaki ATCC 30864, 717 nucleotides long. Its product is annotated as peptide methionine sulfoxide reductase msrB. The transcript is spliced from 2 exons. Gene Ontology annotation, molecular function: peptide-methionine (R)-S-oxide reductase activity. The record is from RefSeq and is a predicted model, not a curated record. The annotation marks the transcript as partial. Gene Ontology annotation, biological process: response to oxidative stress; protein repair. Gene Ontology annotation, cellular component: cytoplasm. NCBI's taxonomy places the organism in Eukaryota, Filasterea, Ministeriida, Capsasporidae.